This is a messenger RNA of Olea europaea var. sylvestris, 1059 nucleotides long. RefSeq names its product BTB/POZ domain and ankyrin repeat-containing protein NPR1-like. NCBI's taxonomy places the organism in Eukaryota, Viridiplantae, Streptophyta, Magnoliopsida, Lamiales, Oleaceae. The record is from RefSeq and is a predicted model, not a curated record. Gene Ontology annotation, cellular component: cytoplasm; nucleus. The coding region runs from base 1 to 840 and encodes 279 amino acids. The transcript is spliced from 4 exons. Gene Ontology annotation, biological process: regulation of jasmonic acid mediated signaling pathway; systemic acquired resistance, salicylic acid mediated signaling pathway; regulation of salicylic acid mediated signaling pathway.
AUGCAAAUUAUGCCAAUCUUUGAAUCCAUCGUUACCAAGUUGGCCAACUCUGGUAGCGUUUUUGGCUGUUUUAAACAACUUACAACAAAAGCAAAAGAUCCUCCAAGUAGUAUAGCUUUACGAAGUGGUGGGCCAUCUGAUCUCACUUUAGAUGGCAGGAAAGCCCUUCAGAUCUCAAAGAGGCUUACUCGGGCUGUGGAUUAUCACAGAAGUACAGAGGAAGGGACAGCUACUCCAAAGGAUCGACUUUGCAUAGAGAUUUUGGAACAAGAAGAAAGAAGAGAUCCAUUACUAGGAGAAGCUUCAGUAUCGCUUGCUAUUGCAGGCGAUGAUUUGCGCUCGGAGUUAUUGUACCUUGAAAAUAGAGUUGCUUUGGCCAAACUUCUAUUUCGCAUGGAAGCAAAAGUUGCCAUGGAUAUUGCUCAAGUUGACGGGACCUCCAAGGUUCAGCUAGCUGGAAACACCAAGAACAUGGCUGGCACCCAGAGGUCUACUGUGGACUUGAAUGAGGCACCUUUCAAAAUCAAAGAGGAGCAUCUGAUUAGGAUGAGGGCCCUCGCCAAAACUGUGGAGCUUGGGAAGCGAUUUUUCCCUCGUUGUUCAGCAGUACUGAACAAGAUCAUGGAUGGUGAUGACUAUUCCAAGAUCACUCAACUAGAGAAUAAUGCUCUCGAAGAGUGUCCAUUAAAGAAGAGAAGGCGCAUGGAACUCGAAGAAGUUUUGUGCAAGGCAUUUACUGAGGAUAAAGAAGAAUUCGACCAUACGAUUAACAUGUCAUCAUCUUCAUCAUCAUCUGUGGGAAUGAUGAAACCCAAUGGCAAGUUAACACUCACCAAGUAAACAUCUGGUGUGUCCGGUGUUGGGGAGAGGGUUUCAGCUUUUUUUUUGCUGCAUAUACUGUUUUCUACCUUUUUUAUUUGCUCAGCAAUGUUCCAGCUUUCUUUCAUAUUUCCAUUAAUUUACAGGGAAAUGAAGACUGGAUUGUUUUAGUUAUUUUGGAUUCCACUGAAUGUUCAGAAACUAUGAGCUAUAAAAGAUGUAAGUACGCAUUUUUUUCCC